UUAAAGGGGGACGAUGCCAAUGCGUCGCCGUCGUCGGCACAGGUGUGCGCUCCCCAGCAAAUCGCCAGUCCCCCGCCACGCCUUUCUCCCCUAUUAAGCCCCGGAUGCUACGUCUCCCCGCAGUCCACACCAUCGUCUUAUCUCGGGGCCUAAGAGCCAGAGGAAUCAUUUCCUUCUUCUCCAUCCUUCCGUCCAGCCUUGUUGGUUUCACUGUGCCGUCGAUCGGCAUGGCGAGGAAAUGCUCGAGCUGCGGCCACAAUGGCCACAACUCGAGGACCUGCGGCGGGCACCGAGGCGUUGAGAGCGGCGGCGGCGGUGGGCUGAGGCUGUUUGGGGUGCAGCUGCAGGUGGGCGCCGCGCCUCUCAAGAAGAGCUUCAGCAUGGAGUGCCUGUCGUCGACCGCGUCGGCCUACUACGCGGCGGCCGCGGCCGUGGGUGUCGCCGCGUCCAACUCGUCGUCGUCCGUGUCGUCGUCGUCGUCGCUCGUCUCGGUGGAGGAGAGCCCGGAGAAGAUGGGCCACGGGUACCUCUCCGACGGGCUCAUGGGCAGGGCUCAAGAGAGGAAGAAAGGGGUUCCAUGGACCGAGGACGAGCACCGGAGGUUCCUGGCCGGCCUGGAGAAGCUCGGGAAAGGCGACUGGCGAGGCAUCUCCCGGCACUUCGUCACCACACGCACGCCGACGCAGGUCGCCAGCCACGCCCAGAAGUACUUCCUCCGGCAGGCCGGCCUCGCGCAGAAGAAGCGGCGGUCCAGCCUCUUCGACGUCGUGGAGAAAAAUGGCGACAGGGGAGCCACCGAGCGUCGUCACAGGCUGAAACCCGAUGCCACCAGCUCCGUGGACGCGAUGGGGUUAACGUUCCCUGCUCUUUCCCUGGGCGCCAGCCGGCCGAGGCCGGACGCGGCGCUACCGCCGUGCCUGACUCUGAUGCCGAGCUGCUCGCCGCCGUCGUCGAUGAUCGGCGCACCGUCAGCGAGCCGUGCACCGAAGCUCCCUCCUUCCCUGGGCCUGGUGGCAAAUGCGAAUCCUCCUCGGCAGGCGCCUGACCUGGAGCUCAAGAUCUCGUCCACGGCCGCCCGGAAGACCGACCAGCAGGCCGGUGCUGCCGCCGGUUCGUCGCCAUCGCCGAGGACGCCCUUUUUCGGAACCAUCAGGGUCACCUAGAGCGAGCGAAAGACCACCCACCGGAGCGACGGCUUAAAAGAGAUCUUUCCGUAGACGACGACGACGACGAAGAAGAACAGCAACAAGAAGAAAGAGCUUUUGCUAGUGGCGUGCUACAUUAAACAGUAGUAUGUCAGUCAGUGUGCGUGUGUUGCUGGCAUGGCAUUAAGAAAUGCCAUCACCGAUCCAUCCAUAACCAUCCUGUAUUAUCACCAUCACAAGGCCCAACUUUACUGGCCUAAUUUAGCCAUGCAAAUAAACAAGGAACGGGCCUCAUUGGCAUCAUCUUUAUGUUGA
Messenger RNA from Triticum dicoccoides, 1460 nucleotides. Its product is annotated as transcription factor MYBS1-like. Gene Ontology annotation, molecular function: zinc ion binding; DNA binding. The record is from RefSeq and is a predicted model, not a curated record. Gene Ontology annotation, biological process: response to gibberellin; response to ethylene. Bases 105 to 1163 code for a protein of 352 amino acids. Lineage: Eukaryota; Viridiplantae; Streptophyta; Magnoliopsida; Poales; Poaceae. The transcript is spliced from 3 exons.